UAUUCGAGGAGCUAUCGGCUUGUAUAAGCCCGGGACCCUGACCCUCUGGCUCUUUCCUCCUUCCUCUCCUACUCUGCACUCUUCCCCAAACCACCUCACCCCUCCCUCCACAUUCCGCAGAUAUUCAGCAAUCACCACCUCUCCAUUCUUCUUUUCGCUUUUCGCAAAACCACCUCUAGCUCGUCCUUAUCCCCAGCUCUCAAGUAUAGCUGGAGGACAUAGGACAUACCUUAUAUAUUAUUUAGCUUUAGGCGCGGCACGUCCGCCCGCCGAGGUUUGGCGGUCGUCAACACCAUGCCUCAGUCAAAGACGACCGUGGAACCGGUGGCCGAUCGGCUUUCGAUAAGGAUCCGCGAGAUUGCGGACAAGCUAGCAUCUGAGCCGGACUUGAACACGACGACACUUGUGAAAUUUAUCCAUUCUAUUCCCGACCAGGAAACCUCUGAACCACCUGCCAAGCGCAUCAGGACGACAGGAACCAACGAUCCAAUCUGCGUCGCUCGCGAGCAUGUGAUGCUGCCCGCACGUCAAGUUGCUGAGUCCCGGGACAGUAGCUUUUUCACGAGGCAGAAGGUCGAGAGCAUCAUCGCGUUGCAAAUCGAGAGCCCUGGUCCCGUGGACGAAACAGACUCAGAUAAGAUCCUACGACUUUCCUCCCGCGCGAAGUCUCGUAACUCUACCCUUCAGGUAUUGUACCUAUUAAAGAAAAACCAUUUCUCAAAGGGACAACUCAACGCGCUCCAUCUUGCCGCGAAACAUGGCCAUGCUGUGACAGAGGGCAGUAUUCGGGCCAGUGUCGAUUUUUCUGUUCGACAAAACGGCACCUCGGUUGAGCUCGAGCUAACCAUUGAGGUAUGGUGGAAUCAAACCGCCGACCCCUGGGGUGUUUCACGGCCCAAGUUAAAGUCCAAGUCCGAGCUAGCAAUACUAAAGGUACUCGACACCUGGCUUCCGGAACAUCAAGUGGAGGAGCCUGCAGCGCAGUCAUGGUCGCCCCAGGAUUUCUACGAGGCGGCAUGCGUCCCUGACAAAGAAGCCUUAGAUGCCGAACUGUCAUCAAUGAGCGUCCCAAACCUACAGGCGAGUCUCUAUCCAUUCCAAAGAAGAGCCGUCCAGUGGCUUCUGCAGCGGGAAGGUGUACAAUGGUGCAAUGGAAGAUUUCUACCGUAUAUUUCAUCGGGCUCGGCGGAGCUUCCAUUCACGUUUUCUAAGGCCAAAGAUGCAAACGGCGAUGAGUUUUUUCUGAGUCGCCUAUUCAGGGCGGUCACACGUGACACUUCAGCCUUUCUCUCCCAUCAGAACCUACGCGGCGGAAUCCUUGCGGAAGAGAUGGGCCUAGGGAAAACUAUUGAGACGAUCGCUCUCGUACUUCUACACCGACGCCCAGGAGGCCCUGAAAUGAUAUUUGAUUCGUAUUUGAGCAGAGAGCUCCUUGCGACAUCAGCCACACUGAUCGUAACCCCGACUACACUUCUAGAUCAAUGGCUUUCAGAGCUCAAACGGCAUGCGCCAAGCCUGAAUGUUAUAUACUAUCCUGGUCUGAAGAAGGCAGCAAAGACCAAAGACGAAGUUGAAAUAUCAGCAGAGUGUCUGGCCCAACAGGACGUGGUAGUCACAACUUACGAGGUGCUCAGAACGGAGAUAUGGUCAAGCUUUGAUGAGCCAGACCGUUCAAUGCGGAGGGCGAAGCAGUAUGAGCGAGUCAUGUCUCCCCUCGUGCAACUUUCGUGGUGGCGAGUCUGCAUAGACGAAGCACAAAUGGUGGAAAAUUGGGCAAACAAUGCCGCAAAGCUAGCCAGACGCAUCCCCCGCACGAACGCGUGGGGAAUCACUGGCACUCCUAUCAAGAAUAGCGUUCAGGAUCUUCGUGGCCUACUCACUUUCCUUCGGCUUCAACCGUAUGCGGAAACCACGAUUUGGAAUCUUAUCACGACCGUAGAUAAGGAGUCGUUCAGAGCACUCUUUGGUUUGAUAUCAAUGCGUCAUACGAAGAGUCUUGUCCGAAACGAGAUUGACAUCCCGGCUCAGCGGCGUUAUGUAAUAACAAUGCCAUUUACCGCUGUCGAGGAGCAACAUUACCAGAGUCUGUUUCAAGAGCUCGUUGCACCAUGUGGUCUUGAUACCCAGGGCAACCCGGUUCAAGACGGCUGGGACAUUGAGGACCCUGCGGUGCUGCACGAGAUGCGGAUAGCACUCGACCGACUUCGCCAGACGGCCUUGCAUCCCGAGGUUGGCAACCGGAACCGGCGAGCAUUGGGACGCAAGACUGGGCCCAUGAGGACGGUAGCAGAAGUUCUUGAUGCCAUGAUAGAGCAGAACGACGCAACGAUAAGAAUUGACGAGCGCAGUCUCCUUUCAUUAGAGUUGACUCGCGGACACAUCUUGGCCGGCAAGAAACGGUUCAAGGAUGCCUUGUCGGUCUGGAAGGAGGUGCUUUCCAAAGCCACGAGCAUGGUUUCUGAAUACCGUGAACAGUUGGACCGAGAGGUCAAGGAAUCCCGCCAAGAGAACGCAGGGGUAGAGCUCAAGGUUUCUGGUAAUGGCGAAAACGAGGACCGAGAGGUGUCCCCUCGAAUUGGAGAGGCACGCCGACGACUUCGAUCCGCGCUUGAAAUUCAGCAUAGGGCGGUUUUCUUUUGCGCGAAUGCAUUUUACACCAUCAAGUCCAGCGAGGAAACUGUGCCUGACUCGGAAGAGUUCAAGGGAUUGGAGAAACUGGAGACAGAGCACUACGAUAUUGCAAAGGCGAUCAGGAAAGAAAUUUUACAGGAAAGUCACGGGAAGGCGAAGAAGCUGAUGGGGAAGCUGAAACGCGCUGCAAACGAACAAAACUUCGUUGUUAUCCCCGAGUCCAAGCUUCUUCGCCAAAAGGGCAUUGAAAGCCGCAGAAUCGUUGAUGCUCUCGAGAGCCUUGGUAUGGCGUUGAACGAACAAGCUAACCAGCUUGAUGACUGGAGAGAACACGUCAUCCAGCUUCUCAUGAGGUCAUUGGUGGAUGAAGAAAACGAAGAGACGACAGGAGAAGAGUACGAGGACUCGACAAAGCUACAAGACGACAUCCUCGCGUUUCUUCAGGUCCUCCGAGCCGCGAUUGCUGACAGGCAGGCUGCAAUCACUGGGCAGAAGAACUUUUUGGUUGAGCACGAGACAUCAGUGGCUAUUUUAAACGCCAAAGCGGAACUUGGACCGUCUCCCGAGAAGCUUCUAGAGCUCUUCAAAAUACGAGAUGUCAUACAGCCUCCUUUUGUGGAAGGAGACUCUCUCACUUCCCUCAGAGGCUUGGUUUCGGAGCUGCGGGCCUUGUCGGUCAAGUUGAGGAAUGAAGCGUCGACUGGUAGCGCGAGGGCUGAAAAUGAGCUUGCUGUUGUCUCGAGUCUGCUCGUGCAGACCCAACGUCAACAGACUGACCAAGCUAAGGCGGCAACUAGCAUGGAGCAAGAAGUUGAACGCUUUACGGACACACUAAAUGCCCGUCUUGACUUUUACCGGCAAUUGCAAGCGCUCUCGGACAUGGUCGCGGCAUUCGAGGGCCCGGUGAAUGAUGCGGCUUUGGAAGGAAUAUUGGAACAAGAAGCGGAACUGCGGAAAAAGCUUGCAAGGGCUAAAUCUCAACACCGCUAUUUAUUCCACUUGAAAAACGACGACCCGGGUUCGGAGGAGCAGGGCAUGUGUGUCAUUUGCCAGUCGCCUUUCUCGAUAGGUGUUUUGACAGUUUGCGGUCACAAGUUUUGCAAGGAGUGCAUUAGCCCCUGGUUCCGUGCUCACCGCAACUGUCCGGUCUGCAAGAUGAGCCUUAAUCCGGACAACUUACACGAUAUUACUCUGAAGCCACAGCAGCUCAGGCUUCAUUCAGAAAAGGAUGUCCCCAAUGGACCGCGGACGACGCCGACAAACAUAGUAUCAACGAUCUACACGGAAUUCAAUCCUGAAAUAUUAGCAGAUAUCAAGAACGUAGAGCUCGGCGGCCCUAAUUUCACUACGAAGGUUGACACGAUGAUUCGGCAUCUUCUCUGGCUAAGAGAAUCGGAUCCCGGAGCCAAAUCCAUCAUAUUUUCGCAGUACAAGGAGUUCCUCGAAGUUCUGGCAACUGCGUUCCGUAGAUACCGGAUUGGCUUCACAUCGUUUGAGACGGAGCAUGGCAUUACGAGUUUCAAAGAAGAUCCGGGCAUAGAGGUGUUUCUUUUGCACGCCAGAGCUCAUGCCAGCGGACUAAACCUCGUUAACGCCAGCCACGUUUUCUUGUGCGAGCCAUUGCUGAACACUGCCCUGGAAUUACAAGCCAUCGCACGGGUGGAUCGGAUCGGACAGCAACACAAGACGACAGUGUGGCUGUACAUCGUUGACGGAACGGUGGAAGAGUCCAUCUACAACCUGUCGGUGCAGCGAAGGAUGGAGCACAUGGGGCGCAACCUGAAAGGCAAGUCCAAGGAAUCUACGCCUGAACUCGUGGAUGCGAACCUCGAAGCUGCCAAUACGCUGGAGUUGCAGCAGGCGCAGCUGUCGAGGCUGAUGGGGACGGAUGGCAUCUCUGGGGAAGCGGUAGACAAGCAAGAUCUCUGGACCUGUCUUUUUGGUCACGUUCGGUCCAGGAAGGCAGACGAGGAGCGUCUGCUCAACAACCCUGCGGCACGUAGGUUCCUAGCGGCAGAAGCAGCAGAGGCGAGGCUUGGGGACUAGGGAUGAGCGGGACGGGACCAAUGGACGCAAUGGAGGAGAUGAAUGGUGGCAUUUUAAGUGCUGCCAAAAACAGACGAGGUAGGUGUCUGUCUAACAGCGAUGCUACGACGGCCUCGACAUAUCUCUGAAUGAGACUUUACGAACAUUACGACUACUGGUAGGUGAGUGAGUGACAUUCUACGAUAUUAGCGCUCGGAAGAUGUAGAUGUUGCUCUUUGUACGUAGAGCGCAGGCCGUGGAUUACGAACACUAGAUUAGCUUUAGCCGCAACGGGGGUUGAUUGGAAUUUUACUCAGGAUCUAGGAUUCCCACGCCAUAGGUGCCCUGUAAGCGCCUCACUACAGAAAUGCAUUGUAGGUAAGGUGGUAGCUUAAUUAGGUAGCUUAUCCGUAUGCAUCCCGCGGUGCAGGCAGC
Lasiosphaeria miniovina is the source of this 5091-nucleotide messenger RNA. Its product is annotated as helicase-like protein. Gene Ontology annotation, cellular component: nucleus. Gene Ontology annotation, molecular function: ubiquitin protein ligase activity; ATP-dependent chromatin remodeler activity; ATP binding. Gene Ontology annotation, biological process: protein polyubiquitination; DNA damage response. The transcript is spliced from 4 exons. Lineage: Eukaryota; Fungi; Ascomycota; Sordariomycetes; Sordariales; Lasiosphaeriaceae. Bases 295 to 4677 code for a protein of 1460 amino acids. The record is from RefSeq and is a predicted model, not a curated record.